Messenger RNA from Penaeus monodon (black tiger shrimp), 1045 nucleotides. RefSeq lists its product as uncharacterized. The record is from RefSeq and is a predicted model, not a curated record. Gene Ontology annotation, biological process: proteolysis. The transcript has 5 exons. NCBI's taxonomy places the organism in Eukaryota, Metazoa, Arthropoda, Malacostraca, Decapoda, Penaeidae. Gene Ontology annotation, molecular function: serine-type endopeptidase activity. Bases 39 to 890 code for a protein of 283 amino acids.
AAACAAAAAGGAGAAGGAGAUGAAGAAGGAGAACAAGAAUGGAGAAGGAGAUGAAUAAGAAGAACAAGAAGGAGAAGAAAAAUAUGAAGAAAGCGAUGGAGAACGCGCCACGAAGGCAAAAGGACAAGAGGCGCCGCCCACUGAAGAAGGACGUGGGCGCGAUCAUCGGCGAGGGCAGCAUCAACAUCAAGAAACUCGGGGACGUCAAGCCACUGAAGAUCGGCGGCAUCUUCAUCCCGAGCGAUUGCUACGACAAGAUGGGCAAGACGGAGCUAAAAGGCGAACCACUGUACCCGGUCGAGUGUCCGGUGCUGCUUAAGCUGGAAAACAAAUUAGAGUUCAACAGGUUCGCUAAGCCCAUUUGCUUGCCGAUUUUCGACAAGAUCAAAAUCAACAAGGAGAGAGCAGCUUCCAUCGGCUACGGAGUCAGGAAGAUGUCGAAAGCCGAACCCUCCAAGAUACCGGCUGAAGUGAUUAACAUGCGCGUGCUGAAGAAGUGCGAGAAGAGGCUGAAGAUGAAGCUGGACAAGACUAUGAUCUGUACGAAAGGAAAGAAAAAGAGCGGACACAUGUGCUUCUUCGACGAGGGAGCACCUCUUCUGAACGUCAAAAUCACUGGCAAAGGUUACAAGCAGCAUGCUAACCUUUAUGCUGCUUUGGCCGUGCCUGGUUGCAAACUCGAGAAGAAACAGAAAGGCGACAAAUACAACCCGAGGAAGUACAACAAGUUCUACAUCGACGUCUGGAUCAACAUCAGGAGCUACAAGAAGUGGAUCCUCAACCUGGUGUUCGGGGGAGAGAAGGCCAAGGCGUGUCAGCGACCCAAGCACUUCAAGUCGGUGCCAGACAUUGCCCAGAAGUACGAAAUUGAAGACCCUUGUCCGUAUUAAGGACGAAGGACCGCGAUCUGGUCUUAUCUGAUGCGACUUGCUUGGGAAUAUUCUUAGGGUUAUGGUGAUGGAAUAGUUAAUUGUAGUGUUUCAUUUUAUUUGGUGUAGACCUACUGAUGAUCAUUUAUAUCAUCAGCAUAAAAAAAAAUUAACUU